AUGUCUUCCCCUAGCGACAACCAAGAAGAGGUAAUUCUGCCUGACCAUGCCCUGCAGCCUGUAGCGGAUGAUGAGACCUAUGAUAACGAUAGCGAACGGUCCUCGUUGACGUCUCUCACAUCGUCUAUUCUCCAGGGUAGAGUUGAGGGAGGAAGGACAUAUGCCGUCUAUGGUAAAGAAGAGUAUGGACUCCCUAUGGACGAGGCUGAGCUUGAUCGCAUCGACAUGUGUCAUGCGAAGUACUGCGCCUUGAUCGGGAAAAAUCGCUAUUUAUCUCCCAUAGACAAUCCUCAAAGAAUCCUCGAUCUUGGCUGUGGCACAGGUAUAUGGUCCAUCGAAAUGGCAGAGGAGUUCACUUCCGCCGAGGUUAUCGGUACUGACGUUGCCCCAACGCAACCUGGCUGGGUACCACCAAACUGCCACUUCGAGGUUGAUGAUAUCGAGAGAACAUGGACAUGGCGAGAAGAUAGUUUCGACUUCAUCUUCUCCCGGGAUCUCCUGCUCGCAAUCCGAGAUUGGCCAGCCUUGAUUGACCAAACUUAUAAACAUCUUCAACCCGGAGGAUGGGUAGAGUUUCAAGCUAUCGUUGGCCUUCUCGGAUGCGAUGACGACUCAAUCCCUGAAGACAGCUACCUGCGCAAAUUUUCCAACAUGAUGGAAGAAGGUUCUUCCAAGUUCGGAGCUAGCCUCACAGACCCUAUGAAAUGGAAAGGUUGGUUUGAAGAGCGCGGGUAUACCAACGUCACAGAACGGGUCUUCAAGCUUCCUUUCAACCCAUGGCCCAAGGAUCCGCGCAUGAAGCUCCUAGGAGCAUGGGAGAUGGAGAACCUCCUGCAAGGACUUGAGGCGAUGGUGACUAGAAUGUUCCAAAAGGGACUUGGUUGGACGGAUGCUGAGGUCACUGUCUUUUUGGCAUUUUUAAGAAAGGAGAUUAAGAAUCCUCGCAUGCACGGGUAUUGGCCUUAUUAUGUGGUUUAUGCCCAGAAGCCGAAGGAGAAAAAAGCACAGGCUGCCGAGUGA
Molecule: messenger RNA, 1020 nt
Organism: Fusarium venenatum
Lineage: Eukaryota; Fungi; Ascomycota; Sordariomycetes; Hypocreales; Nectriaceae
Product: S-adenosyl-L-methionine-dependent methyltransferase
Molecular function (GO): methyltransferase activity
Source: RefSeq, a predicted model, not a curated record